Messenger RNA from Priapulus caudatus, 1812 nucleotides. RefSeq lists its product as uncharacterized. The transcript is spliced from 3 exons. Gene Ontology annotation, molecular function: aspartic-type endopeptidase activity; nucleic acid binding. Lineage: Eukaryota; Metazoa; Priapulida; Priapulimorpha; Priapulimorphida; Priapulidae. Gene Ontology annotation, biological process: DNA integration; proteolysis. The record is from RefSeq and is a predicted model, not a curated record. Bases 1 to 1812 code for a protein of 603 amino acids.
AUGGAGACACGAGACGAAAAGGCCCAAGAAUCUGACUAUGCAUUUUCUGUUAACACUGUAGUCACGGAUACGGUUCACAGCAAGUGUGUGAUCGGUGUCAAAGUUGGCGGUGUGUCAUCCGAAGUACUAGUUGACUCGGGUUCGACGUGCAAUAUCGUCAACAUGGACACGUGGGAGGCGCUGAAACGACAGAAAAUCGUUUGCACCUCAGAGAAAUCUGACACACUGUUGUAUGCAUACGGGUCGAGGACCCCACUUCACACACUGGGGAAAUUCACGGCAGACAUAGAAGUCGGACGACGGCAGACGAAGGCAGAGUUUGUAGUCGUUCAGGGCAACGGACAACCUAUCUUGGGUUGUCAAACUGCAGAACAGUUGGGGAUUCUUAAAGUUGGGCUAGACAUCAAUAAAAUUGAGAUGUCUGACAACGCUGACAUUGUAGAUACAUACAAGGACUGCUUCGAGGAUGAAGUUCUACAAAACAUGAACCAGAGCACAGUGUAUAGCCAGCUCGACCUAAAGUACGGGUUCCAUCAGAUCGAGUUAGAACCAGACUCGCGAGGUAUAACAACGUUCGCAACACAUAAGGGGCUGUUGAGAUAUAAAAGAUUGAUGUUCGGGAUAAGUUCGGCUCCAGAACUGUACCAGCAUAUUAUCCAGCAGGAAAUCCAAUGGUGUGAGGGAGCACACAAUAUUUCCGACAAGAUCAUUGUUCACGGGCGAACAAUGGAGGAACAUGAUCAGAGACUGGUCAAGGUGUUCGAGAGAUUGAGAGAAAAGGGACUAACUCUCAACAAAGACAAAUGCGAGUUUAGAAUGUUGCAGCUCGUAUUCAUGGGACAUAUCCUGUCCGAGAAAGGGAUUGGCCCAGCCGAAAGUAAGGUCAAGGCCAUAACUGAAGCCAGAGAGCCAGAAUCGGCAGCCAAAGUGCGCAGUUUUCUAAGGCUUGUGAAUUUUUGUGCACGGUACAUCCCAGACAUGACGACAACUUCGGAACCAAUGAGACGACUGGUGAGAAAAUCAGUUCCGUUUACCUGGGGUUGGGAACAAAAACAAUCGUUUCAGAAAUUGAAACAGAAAUUAGUGGACGCAGACACGCUGGCAUUUUUCGACAAGGAUGCCAAGACGCAGAUCGUGGCAGACGUGAGCCCAGUCGGUUUAGGGGCUGUGUUGCUGCAGGAGCAAGGAGAGAACAGACGUGUGGUGAGCUACGCCAGCAGGAGCCUAACUGAUGUAGAGCGCAGAUACUCCCAAACGGAGAAGGAGGCUCUCACAUUGGUGUGGGCAUGCGAGCGUUUCCACGCAUAUUUAUAUGAACCGCUUAAGAGAACGGUGUUGCCAACAGGACCCUGGCAGGAUCUAGCAGCAGAUCUGCUUGGACCAAUGCCAACGGGGGAAUAUCUGCUGGUAGUCGUCGAUUAUUACAGCCGUUAUUUCGAAAUCGACGUGCUAAAGUCUGUGACGUCAGAGAAAGUGAUUGCGUCAAUGGAUAACAUGUUCACUACUCACGGCUUGGCGUCAUCAGUAAAGACUGAUAACGGACCUCAGUUCGUUUCAGACAAAUUCGAAUCAUACAUGAAGGAGAACGACAUAGAACAUAGGAAGUCAACGCCGUUGUGGCCGCAGGCUAACGGCGAGGUCGAGAGGCAAAACAGGACAUUGUAUAAAUCUAUGAAAAUCGCACAGGCUCAAAACCGAGACUGGAAGUUGGAACUGAACAAGUUUCUAACCGCGUAUAGGUCGACUCCACACACGUCAACAGGUGUGAGCCCGGCCGAGCUGCUGUUUGGCAGGAAAAUUCGUACCAAGUAA